AUGAACAAACAGGAGGCGCACGCAGUCGAGCAACUAAGACGAGAAAAUAGCGACCUAUUAACGGCCAGCUACGGUACAGACUACAACAUUCUGCGAUGGGCACAAGGAUAUGGAUUUGAUUUGGAAGAGGCUUCCGCUCAGCUCCGGCGCCACCUCAAAUUUCGCAAUUUCUACGACCUUGACAACGCAGAACAAAUACAAGAGCACGAAAUCCUCAAAAAAUACUUCCCUAUUGGACUAGUCGGGGAGACAGGUCAGGACAACACGCUGCUGGUGAUCGAGUGCGCAGGGAGAAUCGAUUUGGUAGGAAUUCUCAAAUCGGUACAAUUGUCUGAUUUCCUUGUGCAAAGGUUUCGCUUACAAGAGAAAAUGUUGAAUGCUAUGAAGACGUUGGAGGAGAAGUCCGGGGAGCAGGCGUCCGUCAUUUACAUCCUAGACCUUGACGGGCUGAAGUUCGACGCGUCUCUGCUGAGCAUUGUCACAGGACCAUAUCGUAUACUUUGGGCAUCUGUUUACACGAACUACCCAGAAUGGAUUUCCCAAAUGUUUAUCGUCAAUGCGCCUUCUUUCAUGAGCUUACUCUGGAAGGCCGUUGCCCCUUUGAUCCCUGAACGAACUCGCAACAAGGUGAAGAUCUGCACAACAAACAGUGACUGGAGAGGUCUUAUUCAAAAGUACGCCAAGGCCGAAAACAUUCCUAUGCAUUGGGGAGGCACGUUGGUAGACUCGAAUGGUGACGGGAUGUGUCGGGAACGUCUCAACAUUCCUUUCGAUCCGAUCCCGAUAGAGCUCUACUGGACUCCGGACGAGAAGGCACCUUCUCUCACCGAACUCAACUGUGCGGUAAUCCCAGCGGGAAAGGCGAAGACCAUCACAUACGUAGUAAACUCCAGCGAUCCAACCUUCAUCGUGAUUAACAGAUUCUGCGACAGAACAUUUGGGAUGGGCAUCUGGUAUCACGACAAUAUGGCUGCGGUUGACUACAUGCUUGACGAGAUGAGCGCAGCUGCGACCGAUAUGAAUGAUCAUCCGACUAGUAACGUGAACCAAUCGCUUGCGAAUCAUUCGAAAAGUCCUGUUUCUGAUACAUCUGAUGAGCCUAACGUUUGA
Necator americanus (New World hookworm) is the source of this 1110-nucleotide messenger RNA. RefSeq lists its product as uncharacterized. The record is from RefSeq and is a predicted model, not a curated record. The coding region runs from base 1 to 1110 and encodes 369 amino acids. The transcript is spliced from 11 exons. Lineage: Eukaryota; Metazoa; Nematoda; Chromadorea; Rhabditida; Ancylostomatidae.